This is a messenger RNA of Cheilinus undulatus (humphead wrasse), 972 nucleotides long. RefSeq names its product trace amine-associated receptor 13c-like. Bases 1 to 972 code for a protein of 323 amino acids. Lineage: Eukaryota; Metazoa; Chordata; Actinopteri; Labriformes; Labridae. Gene Ontology annotation, biological process: G protein-coupled receptor signaling pathway. The transcript has 2 exons. Gene Ontology annotation, cellular component: membrane. Gene Ontology annotation, molecular function: trace-amine receptor activity. The record is from RefSeq and is a predicted model, not a curated record.
AUGGAGACCUUAGAGAAAACUGAACUCUGCUUUCCACAGCUCCUCAAUGCAUCCUGCAGGAAGGCGAUUCGUCCACACUUUGAGGUCAUGCUGACCUAUAUUCUGCUGUCCUCCAUCUCUCUGGUCACUGUGGCUCUAAACCUGCUGGUCAUCAUCUCCAUCUCCCACUUCAGGCAACUCCACACUCCAACCAACUUCCUACUCCUCUCUCUGGCUGUCUCUGAUUUCUUUGUGGGCCUCCUCAUGUUGUUUCAGAUCAUGCUCAUAGACGGCUGCUGGUUACUUGGAGAUCUAAUAUGCACUUUAUAUCAGUAUAUAGCUUACAUAGUGAUAUCUGCCUGUGUAGGAACCAUGGUCAUCAUAUCUGUUGACCGUUACGUGGCUAUCUGUCACCCUCUGCAUUACCCGACAACAGUUACUCUAAAAAAAGCCCAGGUUUGUAUCUGUGUCUGCUGGAUCUGCUCCUUAUUCUUUCAGAGUCUGAUUUUAAAGGAUAUCUUAGAGAAACCAGGGAGGUAUCACUCCUGUAUUGGAGAGUGUAUAUUUUUUAUUAACUACAUUGCAGGGAUUGCAGAUCUUAUUUUCACCUUCAUUCUCCCCAUCACUGUUAUUGUUGUUCUGUAUUUGAGAGUAUUCGUGGUGGCUGUGUCUCAGGCUCGUGCGAUUCGCUCUGAAGCCGUCUCGAAGAGGACGACUGCUAAAAAGUCAGAAAUGAAAGCAGCCAGGACUCUGGGUAUUGUGGUCAUUGUGUUUCUGAUAUGUCUCUGCCCGUAUUACUGUGUGGCUCUCACAGGCCAGGACAACCUGCUCAAUGCUUCAUCUGCUGCUUUUGUCAUAUGUUUGACCUACUUUAACUCCUGUGUUAACCCGGUGAUUUAUGCACUAUUCUACCCCUGGUUUAGAAAAUCUAUUCGACUCAUUGUUACACUGCAGAUUCUGGAGCCUGACUCCUGUAAUGCUCAAGUGCUAUAG